AGAUGAUUAGUAUUGUGUUUAAACGUGUGAGACAUUCCAUAUCAAUAAAGUACAUCUUGUGACUUUAUGUAUGAUGCACCAUGUCUAAUAGUUUGGACAGCUUUCUCACACGCAUAGGGGAUGUCACGAUUGAACGCGUGACUCCACGCGGUGGCCCCAAGCCUAGUGAAACGAAUAUUAUGACUAGUGAGUCUGCGACAAGUGCAAACAUGAAUAUUGAGCCACAGGCGACUAAUGAUGAGAGCUCGGACGAGUCGAGUGGCGAAACAACGGACGGCGAGCAGGAGAAGAAGCUCGAUGCUUUGCAAUCUGAGGAAAUAGAAGAGAUACGCUCGGAAGGUUCAGGGGACGAUAUGGAUCUGGAUGAAACGAUUGAUUCGCAGAUCGGUGUGAGAGUAGAGUCGGAGAGACCACACCAUCAGUCUCCAGAAGAUGACGACGAAGAACAAGUUAAUAUUCUGGAUACUCUACCACUGGAAGGAGCGCCUAUAGAAGGUCAAGAAGUAUCUGAAGCUGAUCUACUAGGAAAACCAAUAACAAAGGAUUCAGAAGAUGAGGAAAGCAUAGAUAAUGAUAACGAUAAGACGGAUGGACAGUCGGGGGAGGAAGGCACUGACAGUAACAAGAGACACGCCGAUUCCGAUCAUUCCGACAGCGCGAAGAAGAAAGCGAAGAAGGAUGACGGUAGCACCGAGGGUAGCACGUCGGAAUGUGAGUUGAAGUCGGAAAAGAAGCUGGCCAACAUGCGAAGAAACAUUCGGGAAGUGAUGGACGAAACGCAACUGGACGAAGCCACCUUGUCCGCUCAGAGGCAGGAGAUGGAACGUCUCAGGCGAGUGCAGGAGCAGCAGAGGAUCAUUCGUGAGGUGCAACGUCAGAUAGCGAUCAACCGACAGAAUAAAGCGCAAACUCGCGUUAUUAGUCUUCUGCAGGGCAAGCAGAAUCAAUCUGGCUCUACUAUGAUCUCCCAGUCGUCUUCCCCGUCAUCGUCAUUUCCGUCGGCGAUGUCACCGUCCUCCACUCAAGUCCGUUUGCCAAACACCGUGCUAUUGAAAGUGAACUCUGGCGCCGGCACCGGUGCACAAACUACUCAGAUAACUGGCGGGAUUCAAGCAGGACAGGCACAGAGGAGAUCGAUCGACAGUGGAAUGCGCUGGCAGAAAGGUAGAGGCGGCUAUCAGGGAGCACAGACAUCUAUUUCGCGUGUCCCGAAUCGUUCCAGUGCACCUCAUAUGUUGCAGCAAAGGAUCCGCAUGAUGACACCGUCCGUGAGUAUAUCGCCGGUGGUGCCUAAAAAGGAGCCGAUAGAUCGUGCAGACUAUUAUUCUGAUUCCGAAUUAUCCGACAUGGAAGCUGAAGAGGCAAUGCGUUGUGAGAAGCAGAUGCAUGCCGCGCGGAAGAUGGCCGGUGGACCCAAAUACCAGAGACCGCAAAAAGGCAAAGAUGUUGUGACAAUAUCUAGUUCAAGCGAGAGUUCGGACGACGAUUGCAUAGUUUUGAGCGAUCCCAGUGGUGAGGAGGAAACUGACAACGAGGAUGAUCCAUCCAACUCCGGGAUGCACACCAAUGAUCGUUAUAACAUUCCAGACGAGCACGGUCGAGUAUUGAUCAACGUGGGUCAUCCCGAGACCGAACCGGACGUGUAUCUAGCACCACAAGUAGCUCGCAUUAUUAAGCCGCAUCAGAUCGGUGGCAUACGCUUCCUCUUCGAUAAUAUCAUUGAAACGAUCGAGAGGUAUAAGACUAGCAGUGGCUUUGGCUGUAUUCUAGCCCACAGUAUGGGUCUAGGCAAGACCCUCCAAGUCGCCAGCUUUUGCGACAUAUUUUUUCGAUGCACUACUGCCAAAACUGUUCUCUGUAUUAUGCCCAUAAAUACACUUCAAAAUUGGCUGGCGGAGUUCAACAUGUGGCUACCAUACGAAGAUCCCGCUACUACCGCCGAGAAGCAAUCCAAAGUGACGAAUGUCAAAAUAGAACCGGGAAUAGAUAUGAAGCACGAAGUAAAGGAAGAAAGUUGCGGCACUCAGAGCGACAUGUCUAAUAUAUCGCGGCCUAUCAGCACAGAAUCCGCGCACCGUUUUGGUCAAGACGCAACAACCGCUGUUGGUGCAUCGCAACAAUCAAUGAACGUCAUGUCAGAGAAUCCGUACGCAAAUUCCCAUCACGGUUACGAACAGCGCAACAUGAUGCCGAGUUACAUACAGGAUCCUACUAUGAUGAAUAAGAACAUAGCUGAGUCUCAAAUAUCGCAUAUGCCACCGAAUUAUCAUCAAGGCGAGGUGUCACAGAAUCCAUUGUAUAACACGAAUCCGAAUCCGCUUUCCAACUUUUCCGAUCAGAUGAAGCCAGAUCCAGGAAACUGUCAUGGUAUGCCACCCGGGCAGAACAUGGCGGGGCCAAAAUUCGGCAUGGAAAAUCAGGCUACUGGUGUUAUGUAUCCUGGUAUGGAGAAUCAGCCGCCGGGUAUUCCCAUGUAUUCCAGUAUGGAGAAUCGAAAUUCCGCGACGAUGUAUCCGGGUAUGGAUAAUCAUCAUCCCAAUCCAAUGUAUUCUAAUUACAACAACAUUCCCGGCACUUUCACGAGCUAUGGCAGUCAGACGAAUCAACAAGAAUUAGAACGAGAACCGAAGAAAGAAAACAUGCUGCCAGGAGGAAUGUCACUUCAAAAUACGGAGGUGACUGUGAAGAAAGAACCGGAAGAUAUCAUAAAAAAAGAAGAGGGCACCUCAACAACGAAAGAGGAAUUAACGGAUGAGAAAAAAGAAACGAUAGAGAAAGUGAAAACACCGUACAACGUGGACACGCCAAUUGGCAUGGAAGUACGCCCGAGGCAUUUCCACUUACACAUUUUGAACGAUUCGCAUAAAACUAUGAACGCGAGAGCGAAGGUGAUACAAGAAUGGCAAUCAAACGGUGGAGUUUUGUUAAUAGGAUACGAAUUGUAUAGACAAUUAUCUUUGAAAAAACCGAAUAAGGCGAAACGGAAACGCGGACAACCUUUCAAAGACACGGUAGACGUGGAGGAGGAGGACAAAAACAAAGGUUUACUGGACGAGAUGCAUACGGCUCUGGUGAAUCCUGGACCGGACCUGGUAAUCUGCGAUGAAGGUCAUCGAAUCAAGAAUUCACAUGCGAGCAUCAGCAUGGCAUUGAAGCAAAUGCGCACGAAACGUAGAAUUGUACUAACCGGUUAUCCAUUACAGAACAAUCUACUAGAGUAUUGGUGCAUGGUAGACUUUGUGAGGCCUAAUUAUCUAGGUACCAAGAGUGAGUUUUGCAACAUGUUCGAGAGACCGAUACAGAACGGCCAAUGUAUUGACUCCACACCGCAGGAUAUACGCUUGAUGCGAUAUCGCGCACACGUAUUGCACGCUUUGCUGGAGGGUUUUGUGCAGAGGAGAUCUCAUUCCGUGUUGCAAAUGUCGUUGCCGCGCAAGGAGGAAUACAUUCUCUUAGUCAGGAUGACGCCUCAUCAACGCAAAUUAUACGAUACGUUUAUGAAUCAGGUGGUAAAAACGCGCGCGGUACCGAAUCCAUUGAAAGCUUUUGCAGUGUGCUGUAAGAUCUGGAAUCAUCCAGACAUCCUGUACCAUUUUCUCCGUAAGCGUCAAGCGAACGAGGAAGAUGAUUUAGAUCUCGAGGAAACGAUGGGAGAGAAAUCCACAGCGGGUGGCAAGAAAUCAAAAGCGCGUCAACCGAAAGGGGAGUCCAAAAAAUCCAAGAAGGGCACGACGAUAAAGAACAAGCCCGCAGCUAGCGUACAACCGAACGCUUCUUCAUCGUCAAGCAACGAUAAUGCGGAGGCUGAAAAUACGCACAAUACUCCGAAACAAAAUAAUUACACUAACUAUACGAUGCCUGUUUCCAACUCGGGAUAUUCUAACAACAUGCCGCAAGGAUCUUAUCCUCCUCAAAAUUAUCAAAACUAUCGUCCGAAUGAUCAAAAUACAUACUAUAGAAACGAUAACAACAAUCACGGAGAAUAUAAUCAAGGAGAGUUCUAUAAUAAUCAAGGACAACAAAGGUAUGGUAAUCAACAAUCGUUUCAGUCAUAUACUACUCAGACAUCAACAAACUAUAAUACGUCGCAAGGAUACGCCAAUCAAUCACAAAACUAUAUGCAAUCGAACGAGCAGUCCACGAAUCAUCCUCAGAGGUACAGUGGUGCAGCGACUGGAUCCGAUUUCCGGUCGGAUCAGAAUCAAGGAAAUAAUUACGAAGCACCUGGAAUGUUUCCACGGCAAAAUUAUCCCUAUCAGGAUCAGCAACGUAAUUAUACACCAAAUCUAAACCAAGGGCCUAGUAAUUAUCCCCAGGUUCCCAAUCAACCAUCUUUCCAGUCUCAGAUGCCGAAUCAGUCCGCGAAUAUGCCGAUGCAGGAUUACUCGUCAUACACCACGAAUCAAAAUCAAAAUUAUCCGCCGACGCCGGCUCAGGCAAAUCCAAUGUAUCCGCGUAACGAUGCGCAACCACUGCAAAACUCGACGAUGGGAUAUCCGGCAUCUCAGCAAAGUCAACCACCGGUUGUUCAAACACAGACUUCUGGUUACAUGGCACCGCAGCAAAGCCAGAAUACAUCACCUGGUCAAAGUCGUGGCUUCUCGCCGAAUCAACAGAAUCAGAAUCUAGGUUUACAGAAUCAAUCUCAUCCAUAUGCAAAUCAGCAACCGCAAGGUGUGCCUCUUCAGGGUCAGACACAUAGCUAUUCUACGCAAGUAAAUCCGACUCCUCCACAGACUCCGCAUGCAUUUAAUCAACAGUCGGCUCCAAUGGCACAAACCCCAUCACACGGUUAUAUGCAGCCGAACCAACCGAAUCAAGGACCCAUUCAACAGGGUUCGAUGCGCGGCUAUACUUCGGCACCACAGAGUCAAAUGAAUGUAACUCAAAAUCAACCCAAUUACUCGGCCAAUCAAUCUACGCAAAACGUCAAUGCACAGAAUCAAACACAUAGGUAUCCUAUCAAUCCUCCAGAUCAAUCAAGCCAAGCGCCAAAUCCGCAGAAUGCAGUUCAUGGUUAUGGCCAUCAUAUGGUUCCCCAAUCUGCAACUUCCAAUCAGGCAGGACCAUAUCCUCAGCAGAACCAGUCGGGUACGACGGUACCACCAUCGAAUCAGACUCAUCCUGCUUACCCGUCAAAUCAUCCAGGCACAGGAACGAUGCCACAAAAUCCCGCACAUCGAUACGGAGCCACGCAACAGACACAAGUGGCACAAAAUCAACCUAUGGCAUAUCCGUCGAAUCAACAACAAGCUAAUCCAUCUUUGGGUCAGAGUGAUCAACUUUAUCCUAGGCAAGAUGCCGCAGUGUCGCAGCAAACGCAGAGUUACACUCCAAAUGAAUUUUCGAACGAUCGUUCGAGCGCAAGCACCGCCGGUAAUUCUGGUAAUAAUUAUACCGCUAACCAACCGCAUACGCAGAAUCCCGUUAUGCCGAAUUAUCCAUCAGACAGCUCACAUCAGAAUCCGGCGGCGAUCGGACAGAUCAAGGAGGAGCCUUAUUAUAUGCAGCGCAAUUAUUCGCAGACGUUCCGAUCGGAUCAGCAAUGCAGCGAUUCAUACUACAGAGAUCAGAUGAAUCCCGGCAUGAACCGUUAUCCAAACAACUACUUCCCGUCGCAGAAUUAUCCGAAUCAAUCGUAUGACUAUGCUACCGGUCAUGGCACGGAUAUAAAUCCACGGUCUGACGAAUCCAAGACGUCACAACAACCUGUCGGUGCUCAUCCUCCCAGUACGCCGUGUGAGAAGAGCAACAAAGAUAUGACAUCCAACAUGGGUGUACAGAGUCAACCAUUACAUCAAAAUAAUCUCACCAGCACGGCAAGCUACACUGCAGAACCAAGUCGUCAGAGUUCAGCGACUCCUGCUCCCAGAUCGGGACCAGGAAUUAAUCCGGCACACAGUCCUCGAUUAAAUCAGAGCGAACUGACGAAGGAAGAGGAGAGAGAAAAAGAAGACCAAGUAGAGAAAGAUAAAGAGGAUAAAUCUGACGAUGAAAUUCUCACGAAAGACGAGGAGAAAGAUUGCAAGAGUUCUCCUAGUUCGAAAGAAGAUCCUGGAAUUCCAUAUGACUGGGCAACAGAGUUGAUGAAGGGAUACGUACCCGGAUUGAUAGAUGCAUCUGGAAAAAUGACACUCUUCUUCUGUAUCCUCGAGGAAGCUAUUAAACUAGGGGAUCGCGUACUUGCAUUCUCGCAAUCGCUAUUCACAUUGAAUCUCAUAGAAGAUUUUUUAGCUCGAAAUAACUUCAAAUAUCCGGAUGGUCAAAUCGAUGGCUGGGUUAAAAAUGUGAAUUAUUAUAGACUAGACGGAAGCACCAGCGCGCUAGAGCGAGAAAAGUUAAUUAAUGAAUUCAAUAAUAAUCCAAAGAUUCACCUCUUCCUUGUUUCCACACGUGCUGGUUCGCUGGGUAUCAAUCUUGUCGGUGCGAAUCGCGCGAUCGUAUUUGAUGCUUCCUGGAAUCCUUGUCAUGAUACGCAAGCUGUAUGCAGAGUCUACCGAUACGGCCAACAAAAGCAGUGUUUUGUUUAUCGAUUGGUCACCGAUAACUGUCUGGAAAGAAAGAUCUAUGAUCGACAAAUUAGUAAACAGGGAAUGGCAGACCGUGUAGUCGAUCAGUGCAAUCCUGAUGCGCAUCUUUCGCUAAAAGAAGCGACGACGUUAUCGUGGGAUUGGGAAGAGGACAGUCAAGUGCAGGAUUUCUCACAGACCAAGGAUAGCUAUACGGAUGAAGUUAUGCAUUGUGUAUUAGAACGCUUUUCUUCGUUGCUCACCAAACAACCAUUUCAUCAUGAGAGUUUGCUGGUUGAUCGGAAGGAUAAGAAGCUCAGUCAAGCUGAGAAACGAUUGGCUCGUCGCGGCUAUGAGCUUGAGAAAAUGGCAGCGAAUUGUUCUAGGCCCAGUUAUAACUAUGUUCCUGGAAAUACAGCCACUCGAGCAGGUGGAUUACAAAUUAGAGCAAUUCGUGGUGGUGAUGGUGGACCUACGCCGAAACCAGUUGCUUCUGUCAGACCUAUGCAACAGCGUGGUGCUGAAGGAUUAAAUCCGCGAGGAGUUACUGGUAGCAGAUGGAUUCCAGCGGAAGUAUGGCAGAGACAAGGAAUGAGUGCACAAGAGAUGACACUACCUCUAGAUGUAGUUAUACCGACAAAUUCUCCGGACAAAGGAAGUAUCGUUCUAAAAGCGGGUCAACGGGUAAUGGUACUAAAGAGUCCAAAAGGUAUUUACAUGCAGCUUGAAUCCGGCAAAAUUAUAGCAAUUCGUACUGCGCUUAAAUUAAAUCAACAAAAGCGAGAGGAGGAGCCAAAGAAAGGAGUUUCUAUGAUACAGAGGAAUUCUAAGUCCGAGGUUGGCUUUCCCUUGCGGAAUAAUUCGGCUAUUUCCAUAAUACCCAAGUCAUCCUCUAGUAAUCAAAGCGGCCGACCUCUUAAUAAACCAUCACCGAGCCCGGGUUAUAAACCAUUUGGCGAUAAGGAAAUUUCUAGGAGGCCCAAACCGGUUGCUACAGCGACAGCUAAACCUUAUUUAAGUCAAGUUAACUUGACCAAUCAAGUUUCCCUAUCGAGAAUACCCAAAGUCAAGCAAGAGCCAAUGGAUCAUUCUACGCUCGGGGACAACUCCAACUCGUCCGACGGUCAACUGAGAACCGAGCAACGUGUUGAGGAAGUCAGAUUGGAAGAUGUGGUGGCUGAAGUAAGCUCAAACACCGAAUAUAGCCCUUCUAAUCAUACCCGUACCACUAAUUCGGAUACGGAUACAUCCCUGCCGAAAUCUUCUGAGGAAGGCACUCAGGUUUACACCCCUGAUACCGUUUCUCUUGCACAAGGCGUUCAAACACAACAUGAUCAGUCUGAAUCAGAAAUGCCGCCAACUGCUGACAAGCAGUGUUCGCCAUCGGAGAAGGAAUCUUCUAAGCCAGAUGAACUAACAAACUACGGUCGUUCCUUCCAUAGUCAAACGGAGAAGCGAGAGACUUCCAAUGAGGAUACCGUUAUUGAAGAAGCGUCUCAAACGCCACAAAUGACACCACAGGUUGCGACACAAACACACCCGAUUGCUCCUGGUCCGAUGCCUUCUCUGUUAACACAACCAGUACCAUCAUCCAUGCCGGUACCAUCGACUAUGUCGAUACCACCAAGCUUACCAGUACCAUCAAGUAUGCCUCCGAAUAUGCCACCGAGCAUGCCGAUACCAUCAAACAUGCCUCCAAGUUUACCACCGAACAUGCCGGUAUCAUCGAACAUACCACCGUCGAAUAUGUCUGUGUCAUCGAGCAUACCGCCAAGCAUGCCAAUAUCGAGUAUGUCGUCAAGUAUACCAUCAAGUAUACCAUCGAAUAUGCCAGUAACAAAUAUGUCACCGAGCAUAUCAUCGAAUAUGCCAAUACCAUCGAGUAUGCCGAGCAUACCAGUAUCUUCAAGCAUACCGAUAUCAUCGAAUGUACCGGUACCGUCCGUAUCUGCAAGAGGCUCGGAAGCACCUAAAAGUAUUACCGAUUCAAUCGCCAAUGCAACAUCGACUGCUUCCGUAUGUACUAGCACUAAUAUUACUUCGCCGAAAAGCGCCGAGCCGACUCUAAGCAUGCGAGACAACAUGAUCCAGGGUGAUCCGACGCCGAGUGUACCCCAGGGAUAUCCCUACGCUCAAUACCCGAGAUACUAUGAUUACAGCGAUCCACGAUCUCGCUCGCUGUCUAAUCCCUAUGGCACUUACUUCCCCGGCGUUCCACCGCACACGGCAAAUCCCAGCAGUAGACUGCCAGUAGACACGACGAAGCCUCAGCCGGACUUAGGCAAGCCUAUGGACGAGAGGAACGUGAUGAACGUGCCUACCGCUUACUCUUCUCAAAUACCGAGCAUUACUGCCAAAACGCUAACGAACAAUUCCGCGACAGAGUCUAAGGGUACAGACAGCACGACGGUGACUACCACGGUUGCCUCAUCGAGCAGAGACGAGACACAUAUACCUACCGCAUUUAGUCAUCCUACUAACACGCGGUAUCCAGCUGGACCGUAUCCACCGGGCCCGUAUGAUCCGUACUCGCAGCAUUAUCCACCGGCGCCUGGCUCUUCCGCAGCUUAUCCUCCAGGUGGAGCACCCGGUUACCCAGCAUAUGGUGGACCCAGUUACAACCCAGAUUAUGCUCGCAUGUACUCGGCAUUCCAUGGUCCGCCACCCCCGACGGAUCCUUAUAUGCAUAGAGGAUACGCCCCUCCUUCUUCGCAUCCCCCUAAUUAUUAUACGCCGUUCCCGCAUCCUCCGCCACCUUAUCCUAAUUAUUCGUUCCUGCCGUAUCCGAAUCCGAAUAUGUCCAGCGAGCCUCAACCACCUGCUCAGUAG
This is a messenger RNA of Cyphomyrmex costatus, 9338 nucleotides long. RefSeq lists its product as uncharacterized. The transcript has 6 exons. Lineage: Eukaryota; Metazoa; Arthropoda; Insecta; Hymenoptera; Formicidae. Gene Ontology annotation, molecular function: ATP hydrolysis activity; ATP binding. The coding region runs from base 81 to 9338 and encodes 3085 amino acids. The record is from RefSeq and is a predicted model, not a curated record. Gene Ontology annotation, cellular component: nucleus.